This is a messenger RNA of Seriola dumerili (greater amberjack), 1031 nucleotides long. RefSeq names its product troponin T, cardiac muscle isoforms-like. NCBI's taxonomy places the organism in Eukaryota, Metazoa, Chordata, Actinopteri, Carangiformes, Carangidae. Gene Ontology annotation, molecular function: tropomyosin binding; troponin I binding; troponin C binding. The transcript has 13 exons. The coding region runs from base 1 to 792 and encodes 263 amino acids. Gene Ontology annotation, cellular component: troponin complex. The record is from RefSeq and is a predicted model, not a curated record. Gene Ontology annotation, biological process: regulation of muscle contraction; cardiac muscle contraction; sarcomere organization.
AUGUCAGACACGGAGGAUGCCACAUAUGAUGAGGGACAAGAAGAGGAGGAGGAGGAGGUAGAAGAGGUAGCGGAGGAGGAGGAGGAGGAGGAGGAGGAGGAGGAGGAAGAUAAAGAUAAACAUGAGGACGAUGCAAAGCCUAAGUUAAAGUCUGGUUUCAUGCCCGGCCUGGCAGCUCCGAAGAUCCCAGAUGGAGAAAAAGUGGACUUUGAUGACAUUCAUCGAAAACGAAUGGAAAAGGACCUGACAGAGCUCCAGACUCUGAUUGAAGCUCACUUUGAGAAGCGUAAGAAGGAGGAAGAGGAGCUUGUCAACCUCACAGAUCGCAUUGAGAAACGCAGAUCAGAGAGAGCAGAGCAGAUGAAGAUCAGAGCAGAGAGAGAAAGAGAGCGGCAGAACAAAAUGGCUGAAGAGAAAGCAAGGAAAGAAGAGGAGGAGGCCAAGAAGAAAGCAGACGAUGAUGCAAGGAAGAAGAUGAUUCUAUCAAACUUGAGUUUCACUGGAUACAAGCAGACACAGACUGGGGGAAAAAGACAAACGGAGAGAGAAAAGAAGAGGAAGAUCCUAAAUGACCGACGCAAGGAGUUAAACAUUGAUCACUUGAAAGAUGACAAACUCAGGGAAAAAGCCAAGGAGCUGUGGGACUGGAUGCGUGAGCUAGAGGCAGAGAAAUUUGAGCUUCAGUACAAGUGCACGAAGCAGAAGUAUGAGAUCACCGUGCUGAGAAACCGGGUCACUGAUCAUCAGAAAAUUUCAAAGGGGAGCAGGAGCAAGCGUGGUCUGAGGAAGUGACCUCUGACAUCAACCGGAGGAAAACUGGCUACAUCUGACAUCAGUGAAAUCAUUGAGUGGCAGAUACUGAAUUAUAAUGUUUUCUAAAUACUUGAAAAAUGCUAGAACAUAAUUAUAACUAUGAAAACACCAAAAGAUGUUCUUAAAUAAGUUAGCUGUGAAAUGAAGUGCAGCAGUAUAACCGAGUCUCUGAUUGCAGACUGAUCAGGCGAUGUGGUGCAGCUCAUGUUUUUUUUUUA